UUGGAAAGUCGAGCGCGCUCCUCGUGGCCACUGUCUACAUUCUCGGCUUUCUCAGCAUUCUCAGCUUUCUCGGCUUUUUUGAAAUGCUGUUGUGGUAGUUUGGACUUUUGUGCGGCAUCGGACGCCUCUGCUAUCACAGCCAUUCAGUCGAGUGCGUGGUCGUGAGCGAAUCGGUCGAGGAAGUGCUGCUGGUCACGUCAGUCCCAUUCGCAUCCGCAUCCGUGUCCGUAUCCGAAUCGGAGUCACAAUCCGAAUCCAAAUCCGAGUUGGGAAAAAUAGCUGCUGGCAAGCGAGUAGCAAGCAAGCAAACAAACAAACAAACAAACAGCCGAAAAUGUGCGUACUUUGAAAUGGAAUGUGAAAUCAAUGAUAAAUCCUCGAACGCGCCGUAAAAUCACCUCCAUCAUCUAUCGUCGCAGCGAUCAACGUUUUUUUUUAAAGGUGUUACCCACAUAUAUGUACAUAUAUAUAUCAAUACAUAUAUCUGCAUAUAUGUAUCAAUUUUUUUUUUUGUACAAGUUUCGUGCCUGCAGAGUGCCAUGCAUCCGUGGUGCGUAAAGUUCCUUGAGCAAGCGGUCAGUAAUUGUGUAAAUAGCCAACCGAUGGUGCAACCAGUACUUAUUAUGGUACGAGUUCCAUUGCCAUACUCCAUUUCCCCCACUUUGCAUCCAAUUUAGAGCACCAAACACUCGCCCUAGUGUUUUCGAAGCAAACUUUACUGGUCACGAGUGCUAUGGGAAAAUCAAAGCAAACCAAACAAAACCAAAAAAAUUAGUCUCAAUGGAGCUAGACAAUUCAUUCGUAUCUAUGCAAAUAUUAUGACUGCCUGUCGAAAAUGGAUCGGCCUGUAAGAGUCUCACGAUACUGUUGCAAUUAAGAAAAGCUAAUACAAUCAAAGUUAAGGAAGAUUAGAGUGCAGCCAAGUGUAAGGCGAUACAAUAUGAGAAGUCAAUCAAAAUCAGAAAGCUAACGAAAAGCGUAGGAUUAGAAGAAAGUCAAUGGAUGCAAAAAGUGGCACGAAUGCGCACGAUCAGUAGGCCAGAAUCCAAAAUUUGAUUAUCGACAACACCAACCAAAAAACACCAAAACACACCGGACGGACACCACAACAAAUCACAAUGCAAAACUAUGGAAGUGAACUUAAAGGAGGCUGAGUCCCACUAACAACCUUCUGCGCCCACACAUCUAAAUCUAGAUUAUAGGAUUAUCGAGCUGCAGGAUAAUCGGGCUCAAUCGAGUUAUGAAGAAGCCAUCACAUACUCGGCCGGACAAUCCACCACUCCGCCCUGGUCAGGAGCGAUCGAGAACCAUGAGCUUCCCACAGCCGCACUCAUUGCCGGAAGCCACUGCGAACGGUGGCAAGAUGCUGGUCUAUGGCCUGGGCCUUUUGAUUAUGAUACCGGCUUGUACGGCUGGUCCCCAUGAGAAGCGGUUGCUCCACGCCCUUCUGGACAACUACAACAGCUUGGAGCGUCCGGUGGUCAACGAAUCCGAUCCAUUGCAACUGAGCUUCGGACUAACACUCAUGCAGAUCAUCGAUGUGGACGAAAAGAAUCAACUGCUUAUAACAAAUAUUUGGCUCAAAUUGGAAUGGAACGAUAUGAAUCUUCGCUGGAAUUCGAGUGAGUUUGGAGGAGUGCGGGAUCUGCGGAUUCCGCCACAUCGCCUUUGGAAACCGGAUGUUCUGAUGUACAACAGUGCGGACGAGGGCUUCGAUGGAACGUACGCCACAAACGUGGUGGUGCGCAAUAACGGGAGCUGCCUGUACGUGCCGCCAGGUAUAUUCAAGUCAACGUGUAAGAUCGACAUUACGUGGUUUCCAUUCGACGAUCAGCGAUGUGAGAUGAAGUUCGGUUCGUGGACCUACGAUGGGUUUCAGUUGGACCUGCAAUUGCAGGACGAAGCUGGUGGCGACAUUUCUAGCUUCAUCACCAAUGGCGAAUGGGACUUGUUAGGUGUGCCCGGUAAACGAAAUGAAAUCUACUAUAAUUGCUGCCCAGAACCUUAUAUUGACAUAACAUUCGCCAUUUUGAUAAGACGCAAAACAUUGUACUAUUUUUUCAAUCUGAUUGUGCCGUGCGUACUGAUCGCCUCCAUGGCACUGCUAGGGUUUACACUGCCACCAGAUUCUGGUGAAAAGCUUUCGCUUGGAGUUACAAUUCUAUUAUCGCUUACAGUCUUCCUCAACAUGGUGGCCGAAACUAUGCCGGCGACCUCCGAUGCGGUGCCGCUGCUCGGAACUUAUUUCAAUUGCAUUAUGUUUAUGGUGGCCUCAUCAGUUGUGUCAACCAUACUUAUCCUCAAUUAUCAUCAUAGAAAUCCAGAUACGCAUGAAAUGAGUGAAUGGAUAAGAGUAAUAUUCCUUUAUUGGUUACCUUGCAUAUUGCGCAUGCAAAGACCCGGACAGGUUGGCUACGAGUGUCCGCCGCCGCCCUCUUCUUCCAGUUCCUCCAACUCCGGCGAGAAGAAGCAACAGAUCCAGAACGUUGAGCUCAAGGAGAGAUCCUCAAAGUCCCUGCUGGCCAACGUGCUCGAUAUAGACGAUGAUUUCCGCUGCAAUCAUCGAUGUGCCAGCGCGACCUUGCCCCACCAGCCCACAUAUUACAGGACGAUGUACAGGCAAGGGGACGACGGCAGCGUAGGACCCGUGGGACCAGCCGGUCCAGUUGUGGAUGGGCGUUUGCACGAGGCCAUUUCCCACACCUGUCUGACCUCCUCGGCGGAGUACGAACUGGCGCUGAUACUCAAGGAACUGCGCUGGAUAACAGAACAGCUCAAAAAAGAGGACGAGACAAGCGACAUCACUCGAGAUUGGAAGUUUGCAGCCAUGGUCGUCGAUCGUUUGUGCCUUAUUAUUUUCACCUUGUUUACUAUUAUCGCAACCCUCGCUGUACUCUUUUCAGCGCCACAUUUCAUUUUCCCGUAAGGCGGAAAAGCGACGCUGGCAAAAGCGGAAAAUGUGGGGAAAAGCUGGAAAAAAAAAGGAGCAGAAAGUGAAAGUGACAGACAGAUCAUCGGCCACUGGAGUUUUGCGGUUGUAUUGUGAAGUAUAUAUACAUACAUAUAUGAAGAAGCCAAUCAAAAUAUUAGGAACAGAGAACAUGAAUUCAACAUGAAAACAGCGCGAACCUAAGCUUUUCCAACUGAAAAUACUUUGACAGUCAAAGAGUUUUGCUAUUCAACGUUUUUAUACUUUUAAAGAUGUGUCUGAUGGUUAUAAAAAUAUUAACAAUGAAUUGAGAUAUGAGAUAGUAACGUAUGUACGUAUGUGAAUGCAUUUUGUAUUGAAAACACCAAACCAAACCAAACGAAAAAAAACCCAAAAUAAAGUCGGUAUAAUACAAUAACUUUCCGGGCAUACAAAAAUGUACGUUGCCGUGUACAUUGAACUUGCCCCUUAGAUACAAAGCAGAGGUUUCUAUAUCUAAAUCGCAAAUCGCAAAUUGCAAAACACCUAUCGCUCGUAGAAUUGCAAUCCACCUCCCUCAUUUAAACGAUUUGAACAGAGAAUGACAUUUAAGGAUAUACAUAUGUAUACAGCUUCACACUGUUACUGUUCAACUGAAUCUGAAGUAUCUACUAUAAAAUAGUCUGUAUGUAGCAUUCGAGAGGUUUUUUUUUUUUUAAAUUUAUUUUCACUUUGUACUGCAUAUUGUUUGUAUCUUCUAUUCUUACUUUUGAGCCCAUGCUAUUAGAUUUUUAUAGGAAAAAAACUGUAUACAGAUGUGUUGCUAUGAUAUAAAAAGUAUAAAAUACUAGCAGUACGCAAAUCAAUCACAAGCAAAUCAAAUGCAAAUUGAACGCAAACAAAAGUGAAUAGUUGAUAGUGGAUAGUAAAAAGUGAAUAUUGAAUAUUGAAUAGUGAAUGAAUUGCUGCCGGCAAGGAAGUGCACUUCAAUAAGAAAAUGUCAUUUAUCUGAAAUGAUCGCACAAUAAAUUCAUAAAUACUAACAAGCCAAUGUCUAAAUUGAAACGCAGCUGGACAACAAAUCAUAGUUGUGAAUUAAAAGAAAACAAAUUAAAACAAUGCAAACAAAGUAAACAAAUACAAGAAUACUAUUGAAAAAAGAAUACUUGCUAAAUUUAUCGAAUUGCACUCUGCAAAUAACCAAAAGAAAACAAACACGAGACACUGAUUGCAUUUUCAAAAGAUAUGCGGUGCCAAUGGCUCGACUGUGCACAGUACACAGAGGAAAAUAAUUGCUAGCCACUAGAGGAAAUGAAAUACAUACAUAGAUGCCUAUAGCUAUAUCACUAGAUCACUAUAUCACUAGAUCACUAGAUCACACCCAAUUCAUCAAGUCUUUCCUGCUGAUCGCUCAGCGGUUAAACGGUGCUUCAAUAUAUACGGGUGCUUCAUAACUAGGCGCCAGAUACAAAGUAAUUUUAACUUGUAUAGUUAAUGCUAAUUGGCAAAACCACGAAAUCAAUCAAAAGGGUUUGUAGAACGUAAAGCAAUCUAACGCAAUGCUAGUGUAGUCAAUUUGGAGUCCAAGCAGCCUCAGCAAAAUUUUAAGCAUUCCGAUUCUGAUAUAUUGGUAUAUUGGCGAAUAUAGCAGUUAUUUGUAGCCAGUAUUUUUGCCAUCAGUGAAGUGAUAACUUGCGGAUUGCUUUCCCAGUUGAAACUCGACCUUCGCAAAGAGGAAAACCCCCUUGCUGUGCUAGCAAAAAAGUAAUUUCCAUCUGAGUACUGGACUUGGCGAGCGAGCAUAACUUAUCUUAAAUGAAGCCAACAUAAUUUGGAUGAAACAUGAAACACAUAAGCUAAAAUUGUAUGAUAAUGUUAAACACAAGUAUAAAGUUAACUAUUUUUAAAUGAAACACAAGAGAAGAGUCUCAACAGCAACGAAUGCCGAAUAUAAUGAGCGUUAAAUGAAGAUAUUUCAAGAGAGUAUAGUUUUCAGAGAGAAAGUAUCGCUAUCGAUAUUCAUGAAUACGAAAGAAAUAUAUAUCACUACAGUCAAACUUCCAUAACUCAGCCUUCUCUCUAUGUAGUCGAACUGAUUCUUUGUUGGCAGCAAAAAAAUCGAAAAUAUGCCUCCAAUCAAUGCCUCUACCACGGGUCUCCAUAAAUCGCGAAUUUUUUUUUUCUUAGCUGGCAGAUGGCGGUUUGUGUUAUCGAAGUUCGACUGUAUCUUUGAAUUCC
Drosophila yakuba is the source of this 5146-nucleotide messenger RNA. RefSeq names its product neuronal acetylcholine receptor subunit alpha-7 (gene nAChRalpha7). The coding region runs from base 1241 to 2926 and encodes 561 amino acids. Gene Ontology annotation, molecular function: acetylcholine-gated monoatomic cation-selective channel activity; transmembrane signaling receptor activity. NCBI's taxonomy places the organism in Eukaryota, Metazoa, Arthropoda, Insecta, Diptera, Drosophilidae. The transcript has 15 exons. The record is from RefSeq and is a predicted model, not a curated record. Gene Ontology annotation, biological process: regulation of membrane potential; monoatomic ion transmembrane transport; chemical synaptic transmission. Gene Ontology annotation, cellular component: synapse; neuron projection; postsynaptic membrane.